GUGUCACCCACAGGGACCCUAGACUGUGAAAUAACUGCACAGAAAUGCCAACCGCCUUUUCAGACGAUAACAGUAACGCCCAAAGACUAUAAAGUGACUUUGAACUGCUCGAUUAAGAAUGGUGGAAAAGUGCAAGACAUGACCUGGCAGGACCUUGAAAAACACCUCAAUGCCAGUGACGCUGGUCUGUUCGUACAACAAAUCGAUUCAAAGAAUAGAAGUCAGCCACGUGAAUGUUUUUCUAUAAAAUACGCCAGUGAGUAUGUUCUUUUUUUGCCCUGUCUGUAUCAAAUUGAUAGGGAGAAAAAUAUCAUAAUGAGCCCACCAGUUUUUUUGUGUUUUUAAAUGGAUUAUAACGAAUCCUAUGAAUGCCUCGUAACAGGUUUAGGCAGAUUCAAGCUCAGCGGAGGCAAUUUUUACCGUAGGAGUGAUCGUAAAAACGGUUGAAGUUAUAGCCAGCUAAAUCACCUCACUUGAACAUGGUUCACCGCGAAACUCUAGUUACUCAUGCCAUGCUGGAGGGUAAGAAAAGCAAAGGGACAUGACAAACAACAAACAAAGGAAUCAUUUCAAACGAUGUUAGAUUUUUGUUUGGCUUGACUCAGUGCAUAGGGCCUUGCUCUCCAGUAUGGCAGGUUUGUGCUACAAAAAUGACUUACUGCAAAGGGCCUAUUUAAAAUGAACAAGGCAUGGAGUAAAACAUGGUUGGUUGGAAGGUUUCGGUAAGAGAGAUGACUGAAGAAAUGAUGACCGUCGACGAGGGCAGUGAAAAUGUCGCUAAAAAAAUAAAUUUGCCUCAUUUCAAAUGUCAUCGCGUCUAUUUGUAGCCUCCCUCGCAGGCCUUUUUAGGGGAGCUCGUCUUUCAUCCCUUCCCACAAACGCCUGCUCAACCGAAAACAACAUGCCUUUCCCAAGCUUAGCCAAUCACAUUGUACUUUCCAAAUCCUGGAAAGUUGACCUUAACCGCACGGUAAUCUGACAAUUACUCGAUCUCACAUGAAACACUUGGAGAGCUUUCUGACCAUUAAUAAAUGUUAGAUUCAGAGCGGCAAAAGUAAGAUUUAGUUAAAGUUUAGAAUACUCCAUACACUGCAUAACCUUAGCGAAGGAAAGAAAAGAGGGAAAACGGUAACUCCAGGGUCACGUUUUAGUCAUGUUUAGCCCGUCAACACUCUAUUUUAAAACUGUUGAUUGGUCACUUACCACGCAAAUAAAACAAUGGGAAAGGAAUGUUGUGUUCGGUUGAGCAGGCGUUUGUGGGGAGGGAUGAAAAACGAACUCCCCUAAAAACGCCUGCGUGGGAGGCUAGUCUAUUUGGAGCUGCUUAAUUUGUCAAAUGUAGACGAUUUCUCUUGGAGUUGAAUUCUUAAGGACUUUAAUCAGGUUCAGAAAUAAAAAGGCGAAUUCGUCGUCGUAUGUUCACUUUCUCUAUAAAACGUCGCAUUAUUAGGAGGUUUCACUUGAUAGUCGUGCAGUGAACGUCAAAGAAAUGUACUAAGAAGCUUGAUGCACGUGAAGCAACUGUUCUUUUCAUGUUAAAACCAAUUGUUUUUUGACGUUGUCAUCGUGGUGGUUAAGAUUUUCACAUUUCAGAUUUUGAUUUUUUUUUCCACUAAUUCAAGAGGUUGCUAUAAAAAUUACAAGUAUAUUACAAAAACAAGAAGAAGAAAACCAGCAAAUUACAUAAAUCCUGAUCAAAGGUGAAAUGUGCGCAGUCGUGUUGGUCACUUAAGCUCCCUUCAAAGUUUAAAUGACUGGGUGCAUGACUUAUGAGCUUUGAAAUUAAGACGAAGAAUUCCUUCUUAGUUCCAGUUCAGAGAGUAUUUAAGACAAGUUCUCCCGUUGACUACUAUCCUGACACGAGAGAAAUGGAACUGAAGUGUACCUUCAAGGGAUGGCCUCGUCCUCGUGUAGUUUGGUACAGUCCAGAUAACAAACAAAUCAUCAACGGAUCUGAAGGUUUUUACAUCUCAGAGCAGCUGGAUGGAAAGGAUACCUUACGUUCCCUUCUCCGUAAUGCUAAUAUCCAAGAAAAACACGAAGGGGCUGCUUAUAAAUGCACUGGAAUGAACAACAUGACCGGCUGGUCUAGUAAAAAAUCAGGGUAUAUUGACCUGAAUUAUCGCUGUGAGUCAUUUAAUUUCUUAUUUCUAAUAUUACACACGGAUGUGCAAAACUACCUCCUUUGAAGCAGGUUCAUAAAAAACAUAAUACCAUGUUUCCCCUGUAAGCAAUGGAAAGUAUCCCAUUUAGACUAAGAGAGACAGCUCAUUGUCUCUUGAUUUAGACGGAAUUAAAUAUUAACUUAUUCCUAACUGAAUUUUAAAAAAAAUGUAACUGACAAUUUCGUGCCACCUUCCUCUUCCAUUCAGACUAAAUGGACGCUGGAACUUUUAUUUGUUUUCCCCUCGGGUCACAAGGGAUAAUAGCCUGCUUGGCAGGCGCAAAAAGGGGAGGGAGAGGAGGAGGGAGAAAAGCACGAAUGAGGGGAAAGGGAAGGGAGCGCCUGCUCUAAGAGCCAGUGUUUUUGUAAUCCGCCCACCAUUUUCUCAACUAAUCCGAUAAUGUCACUGUCAAUACGUGACCAAUCACAAGUACGGGGCUUCUCAGCAUGGUCGGAACUUAAUUACUUUGUUUACCGGAAAUUUUCAAGUUGAGACGCUUUUUUUCAAGUGAUAUCAUAAUCGAGCGAAAUGAAACAUUUUUACUGUUUUUGCUCCCGCAGCAAACACGACAAACAUAGACCACGAGCAGUCUCUCAUUUUUUUCACUUCUCGCAGUCUACGACAAACAAUGAUCAGUCUCGUGUGAAUACACAAGACCUUUUCUCUUACAACCUCAUCAAGCACCGUGAUGGUCACUGAAGAACAGAACACUGGCCAGCCUGAGACGCGAAUAAUGAAAGUAAAGGAGAAGUAUAAACAACGGAUAGUUUUUACCAAAGCUUCAGCUCUCUCCUUGCAAACCAUUUAAAACUCCAUUCAAGACGGCAUAUGUUUUUACGGAAAAGGAGGUCUUUUGAAAAUCGGCAUUGCAAAUGUCUGGCAAGAAUCGCAAUCGCUUUGAGUCGCUGCUCAGUGUAUGGACAAAUCCAGUGUACAAAGCCUCCUGAGCAUCUCUGCCUGCUAAACAAGCUGUACAGUUGGUUUUAGUUUUGGUUUUAACGUGGCGUUGCUACAUGAUUGGACUAAUUUUGAUCUUACAAAGCUUCUGCCAGUAGAACACAUUUUCUUGAUGCCCUCGUCAUGUUUGGCUCUCAUACUAAGGGACGGACCAUUAGAAAACUGGGGGGGCGAAGUACAAAAAAGAUAUUCGCGCAAGGCAAAAUUAAAUGAAAAAAAAAUUCAUGCACGCCAUAUAACCCUUAAAAAUAUUCAUGCUACGGCCUAAAAAAAAUUCAUACAAGGAACUUGAAAACGAAAAAAAUUCCUGCGGCUCAAAAAUUCCCCUCCCCCCCCCACCUAAACUUUUCUAAAGGUCCGUCCCUAAUACACGCCAGGAUACACGCUAAUAAGUUACUCAUUACGGCUCAGCCAAUCAGAAAUAAGAAUAAGAGAGGGUUCUUAUAGCAGGCUUCCCUUCCCCUCUCUCCCCUACCCCCUUCCCUUUUUCACUAUCCCUACCCCUUUCGACGCCUGCUACGUAAGCUAAAGGGAUACGUAAAUAAGUAAAUAAAUAAAUAAUGAUUUAGUGGCACUAGCUCAUCCACAAAGGGGUUCUUUGUCUACCAUUCUGGCUCAAAUUUACCUUGCGCAGCUGGCGGGAUUAACGUGGGAGUGAUGUGUUGUUUUGGUGGCAAUGGCGGAAUAAGGGUGAGAACCAACAAAAUUCAACCUGGCCGGCCACAUCUGAUGUUGCCUGAAGAAUCAAGCACAGGACAGUCAUUAAUGAGAGGGGCGUGUUCUCACCUGAACUUCAGUAGAACCUCUAUAUAACGAAGUCCUCGGUAUAAUUAACAAUUAUUCCACUUAUUCCACGCGCGAGUGUGCGUUAGAUAUAAGAUGGUAGGGGAGCCAAUGAGAAACGUAGCAUCGAGUUGGCUUUAAUCAUCUCAUAUCCAACAAGUGCGAGUGGAAUAAUUAUUCUAUUAAAAACGCCCACAAAAUAUCGAGAAUUCUUCCCGACUUUAUUUGUAAACCAACCCAUUUUCAUCUUGUUUUUAAUUUUGAGCAGACGCGUACAGUUGCCAUAUUUAAAGCGCAUGGUAUAACGGCUCAUAUACCAUGAUGGCUAAGCCAAUCAGAGCUCUAGAAUUGCAUUAUCCAAUGAUUCAAGUUUUAAUGAUAAGCGAUAUUCUCCUCCCCAGAAAUAAUACAGUCAAACCCCGCAAAUCCCGACACUGAAGGGGCCGUACUAAGAAAGAGUCCGUAUUAACGGGGUGACCUUAUUAAGCGGGUAGAAAAUGAAAGGGCUUUCUGUCCCCAGGGACAAAGCAAACUGUCCGUAACAAUGAGAUGUCUGUAUUGACCUCGAUAUAACAAAACCUCUUUAUGGCGAGCAUAUUUUGCCAGUCCUUUGGGUCUUCGUUCAGCUGUUCGUUACAUCAAGAUUCCAAUGUAAAGUGUUAUGUGAUUGUUAAAAGGAGAAAACGAGCCCCCAAAUAGCUAUUGAAAUCAACCCUUAGUAGCAAAGGCCAUAUUGGUGGGAGGUAACAGAAGUGGGGUUCAUCCGAUCAACCGAUCGUUACAGCAUCUCUAAAGACGGCGUGACUAGACAAGUCGCAAAAGACGGAACCAGUGGGAUAAACAAAAUCAACACGUAAAAACUCCAAAGCGUUGUGAUGCCCCAUAUAUUGUCACAAAUACUAAGGAGGGGAGCCGCCUACGGUUGCACAAAAAAAUGGUAACGAUUUUCAAAUAAUAAUUAUUCAUCAUAUUUUCUUAUCAUUUAAUACAGGUUUCUUUCCUAAAGCUCCGAAGAUUUCUUUCCCCCAGGUGCCGGUGGAAGCCUACUUCAAUGUCACUUUAGAGUGCAAAGUAGGUGUUAGGCCAAGCGACUGUUGGGACAAUUCUUUACGGUGGUAUUUUAACAACAACUCAGGGAAAUUAGAAUCUGGUAAAAAGUAUGAUAUACAAGAAAGGAAAACCAACACCAGAUGCAAAAUAGAUUUUAUUCUCACCAUUGUUAACGUUACUGAAGCAGACGAGGGAAAGUAUAAAUGUCAGUGGCUCUGCGAGGAGGACUACCCCAGCUUAUCCAGGUCUUCAAUUAUCCAGUUGAAAGUAUAUUUUCCUUCAAAAAAAGGUACUGUUACUCUUGUGAUAUCUAAAAGUCUUGUGUUA
Porites lobata is the source of this 5282-nucleotide messenger RNA. The record is from the annotation of a GenBank genome assembly. Lineage: Eukaryota; Metazoa; Cnidaria; Anthozoa; Scleractinia; Poritidae.